AACACGGGUGAAAUGAGUGCAGAGUGCAGAGGCGUGUUGGCGACCCAUUUGGAGAGCGCCAACUGCAGUUCUGAUUAUUCCGUAUAAAUAGGCCAGUCGAGAGUGCAAUUCUAUGUCAAAUCGUUGCAAACCAUCAACAAAACAAAAUGUUCAAGCUGUGCGUCUUCGUUGCUCUCCUUAGCCUGGCUGCUGCUGCCCCAGCUCCCGCUCCUGCUCCUGGACUUAUUGCCCCUGGCCUGGUUGCACCUGGAAUCUGGGGACCCACCGUCGUCGGACCUCAUCUGGUUGCUCCCCAGGUUGUGAGCGUGGUGCCAGGUGCCAUUUCCCAUGCAGCCAUCACCCAGGUGCAUCCUUCUCCUCUGCUGAUCAAGAGCGUCCAUGGCCUGGGACCCGUUGUGAUCGGUUAAUUGGAGAUCCAACCACCCACAUGUCUCACCCACACGCCAGCCAAUCAGCUCCUGUUCUACCAUAACAUUUCCUGCGGAUUACUUCAACCACAAGUCCUGUGCCCUGUUUAUAAUGCCAGCCAAUUCAGCAAUGAGAAGAAAAAAUCACAAAAAAAUGUUUAGACACUAAAAUACAUUUCAAGCAAUAAAUACCUACCAUACUUGUUAUAGCGAGCGAAAAGGAU
This is a messenger RNA of Drosophila teissieri, 631 nucleotides long. It is a transcript of the gene Nplp3, whose product is annotated as neuropeptide-like 3. NCBI's taxonomy places the organism in Eukaryota, Metazoa, Arthropoda, Insecta, Diptera, Drosophilidae. The record is from RefSeq and is a predicted model, not a curated record. The transcript has 2 exons. The coding region runs from base 147 to 407 and encodes 86 amino acids.